GGAGGAAUCAUGGCAGCUGUGGUUGCUAUUUGCAGUGGUCUAGGGAGGAAAGAGUUGACACGCUUGGCAACGGCUGCCGUCUGUUUCCCACAUCGUGACCCUCACGCAGUGCUCUGGAGCAGAGGUUGUUCACAGUAUAAACAGGUGACCAGCAACGAGGACAUGCCUGUUCCAAUGGAAAAUCCUUAUAAGGAGCCUCUUAAGAAAUGUAUCUUGUGUGGAAAACGUGUAGAUUAUAAGAAUGUACAGCUUUUGUCCCAGUUUAUUUCUCCAUUUACUGGAUGCAUUUAUGGAAGGCACAUAACAGGACUUUGUGGGAAGAAGCAGAAAGAAAUCACAAAAGCAAUUAAGAGAGCUCAAAUACUGGGGUUUAUGCCAGUUACGUACAAGGAUCCUGCGUAUCUCAAAGACCCUAAAGUUUGCAACAUCAGAUACCGGGAAUAAAUUACAUAAUGUUACCACCAAUAAACUUAUUUUACAGUAAGUGGUUGUAUGAUGCCAAUAUUGACUCAGACAAACCUUUGGUUAGAAAAGUGUUUCAGGAGUGAGAUCAGGAGUGAAACUUCCCCUCCGUACCAGUGAAUGCCCAUUAAACAGAUCACAUAUUUAAAACAUUAAUAUGCAUUACAUUUUAGAUACUUUGAAUAAAAGUGGUACUGUGUGAUUG
Propithecus coquereli (Coquerel's sifaka) is the source of this 667-nucleotide messenger RNA. RefSeq names its product mitochondrial ribosomal protein S18C (gene MRPS18C). Gene Ontology annotation, cellular component: mitochondrial small ribosomal subunit; ribosome. Gene Ontology annotation, biological process: mitochondrial translation. Lineage: Eukaryota; Metazoa; Chordata; Mammalia; Primates; Indriidae. The record is from RefSeq and is a predicted model, not a curated record. The transcript has 6 exons. The coding region runs from base 10 to 444 and encodes 144 amino acids. Gene Ontology annotation, molecular function: structural constituent of ribosome; small ribosomal subunit rRNA binding.